Messenger RNA from Trichomonas vaginalis G3, 1179 nucleotides. RefSeq names its product glycosyltransferase family. The coding region runs from base 1 to 1179 and encodes 392 amino acids. The transcript has a single exon. Lineage: Eukaryota; Parabasalia; Trichomonadida; Trichomonadidae. The record is from RefSeq and is a predicted model, not a curated record. Gene Ontology annotation, molecular function: glycosyltransferase activity.
AUGGCAUUCCUUGCGUUUAACAAGUUGAUGAUCAUCUACCCAUCUGCAGCAUUUGUAUUUCAGCCAAUACUCGGAAAAAUAGACAUCAAAAAAGAAAGCAAUUUACUCCCUAAGAAUAAAUUUAUAUCAUUAUUCAAGAUUGAUCAAACAUUUCCUGAUAAAAGAAAGGAUUUAGUUUUAUUCUACGGAAACAAAAUGAGACAUUUUGUUCCAAAAAUCAUUCCAAUCAAAAAUUCCAUUUACGAUCAAUCAAAUCAUUUUCAUGGUAACUUUGUACAUGCAACGAAAAUGUAUGCAUCAUCCGGGUAUGCUAUAACCGAUGGAAAAACAGUUUACAAAGCACCUGAUUGUAAUAAUGAUGAUUACAUGGUAUAUAAUUAUCCCGGUGAUGUAGUUGGACAAUAUGAGAACGUUUUAUUAGUAGGACAUGUCGGAGCUUCAUGUUUUGCACAUUUUAUCAACGAAGUUAUGAAUCCUACGCUUUUCUUUCCUGAAGAAAUAUUUAAAAAGUCAUAUCUUGUAGUUGAAGGACCUCCUAAGAUGUGGAAAGAUAUCACUGCAGUGUUCGGAUUCGAGGGGCGCACAAUCCACCUUGAGCAUCAUCAAUGGAUUUAUUGCGAAAAUCUUUAUACGGUUGUUGAGCCAAGACCUCAUGGAGGUUAUUAUGGACCUGCAUUAUAUCAUCUUCAUAUGCUUUUUAGGAAAUCUUUUAAUUUAUCCCAAAUAGCACCCAACAAAGUCGGUUUUUUGAAUCGAAAGGGUCCAUAUAGAGUUAUAUCUAAUUAUCAAAAUUUAAUUGAAACUGCAAAGGAAAAAUAUUCAAACGAAAUUUUCUUUUUUAUUCCAGAUGCAUUAUCUGCAUUUAAUGCUGCGAAGACAUUUGCAUCUUGUAAAAUUUUGAUGACAGCAACCGGAUCUUCUUGUAUAAAUGUUAUAUAUAUGGCAGACAAAACGUGUCUAAUUAAAAUCAUCGGUCCUGUAGUUGAUAUGUGUAAUAUAAUUGUUCCUAGCUCGCUGGAUAUCUUUCAGAUAAAUUUGUACUACUCAGAAAUGUCUAUGUAUCAAGAAUCAAUUACUUAUCUUGAUAUUAGCGAAUCUAUGAAAGCAUUAGAAUUAGCUUUUUAUGUUAUAAAGCAUAAAAAAUGGCCUGAAAUUAAUGAAUACACUUAUCUUAUCUAA